Colossoma macropomum (tambaqui) is the source of this 1352-nucleotide messenger RNA. RefSeq names its product ankyrin repeat domain 16 (gene ankrd16). The transcript has 7 exons. Gene Ontology annotation, molecular function: protein binding. Lineage: Eukaryota; Metazoa; Chordata; Actinopteri; Characiformes; Serrasalmidae. The record is from RefSeq and is a predicted model, not a curated record. The coding region runs from base 145 to 1263 and encodes 372 amino acids.
GCAGCCAUUUGCGUUAUGAGGUGCUGCUGUUGCUUCUUGCUUCGUAACUGCAAGGAUCUUGUCAACAAAACGUGAAAUGGGAAAAUCGUAUUUACAGUAACGGCCAGAUGCUUGUAUUACAUUUGUAGAGUUUUAUUGAAAGAAAUGGAUGAAGAAAGCACGUUCAAGCUUUUAAUCAAGCUAACUCAGGAUGGACAUCUGAGUAUGCUUAAAGAGCAGAUAGAGGGAACAAGCGGGGUUUACUUUAAGCAGCCUAUAAAUGCACAUUUUGGGAAAUCUGGAGAUACACUAUUGCAUUAUGCGGCCAGGCACGGGCACUUCGAUAUCCUGAGGUAUUUCAUUGAGGAACUGGGCAUGGACGUUGAGUUGUACAAUAAUGAUUACAAGAGAGCUUUACACGAGGCUGCCUCCAUGAGUCAUGAGCAGUGCGUUCAGUAUCUGAUCGACAGAGGAGCACAAAUCGACUGUCUGAAGAAAGCAGACUGGACUCCUCUCAUGAUGGCCUGCACCCGAAGGGACCUUGGGGUUAUUAAAGUGCUUCUGGACCACGCUGCCGACCCAACUCUCCACAAUAAAGAUGGCUGGAACUCAUUCCACAUUGCGUGCCGAGAAGGUGAUCCAGCUGUGAUUGAGCAUCUCCUGCUGGUCAGACCGGAGGUGUGGAGGACAGAGAGCAAGACCCGUAGGACACCCCUGCACACUGCUGCCAUGCAUGGCUGUCUGGAAGUAGUCAAGAUCCUUCUUGAGAAAUGUGCUUACAAACCGGACGAGAAGGACAGCUGUGGAGUUACUCCAUUCAUGGAUGCUGUCAGAAAUGGGCAUCUUGGGGUAGCCAAGCUGCUACUGGAGAAACACCAAGCCUGCCCCACUGCUGUAGAUAUUCUGGGAGCGCAGCCCUUACACCAAGCGUCUGUGACAGCCCAAGAAGAAGCUUUAUGUUUCCUCGUACAGGACCUCAGCGUUGAUGUGAACGCAAGAGCCACAAAGCUGGAGCUCACAGCUUUGCAUUAUGCUGCUAAGGAGGGUCACACGAGCACCAUAAAAACCCUGCUGCAGCUGGGUGCCGAUCUUCAUGCAAGAGAUAAGAAAGGAAGAUCAGCUUUACACAUGGCAUGUAUUGGCCAGCAGGCAGCCACAGCCCAGACCUUGCUGCAACAUGGACUCAUGGACACAGAGGACAGCACAGGCACAAUGGCCAGACAGCUCGCCAAGAAACCAGACAUAACCAGAGUGUUCGAGAGCCCUGAAGAGAUAGAGCCUUGACAACCAGCUAUGCAAGAAUUUGUACUCAAUAAUGAUUUAGCUCUUUGCAAAUGUGUUAUGAAAUAAAUCAAACAUGUCCAUGCAGAAAA